GUCCGGGAACAACUAAAGCGUGAGCACUCUCAUUUCCUCUCUAUCUCUACUAUUGUUAAUGUAGAAACACGUACAUAAUUAAAAACUUGGUGAUUAAUAUACUCCUCUUCAUUACCAGAAAUUGUGAAUUUUUAUGUGGUUAUUUCAAUAUAUGAACUAAGUUUAUUGCUAUAAACAUUUAACUUAAAAAAUAUCCUUUUGUAAAAAUUACUGUAAUGUGAUAAAUUUAUGUAUUUAUCUUAUUCGCUUGUGUAUUUAUACAUGUUCCUACAUAAAACUUGUAAUUAAAAUCUUUAUUUAUACUGUAUCACAAACAUUAAAGUAUAUAAAGCUUAUUUCAAUGGCAAUACCUUCACCGGAUCCAAAAUAUGUUUUCCGGGGUGAUAUGGAUUGUGUGAAUUGUAUUCUUUUUCAAAUGGCGCCUAAUGUGGAAAAUCUCUAUGCAGGCACUGCUGAAGGCAAUGUUCAUAUCUGGGAUUUAAAUACAAACAGAGAACUGUACCAAAUUAAAUCAGAAGAAGAUUCUUGUUUAAAUUUGCAAAACUUAAGAAAUGAUACCUUGCUUGUACAACACAAAUGUGGUUUAAUGAAAAUAUAUAAGAAAAGAGAAACUCAGUGGACUGCAUAUAAAUCCAUUAAUAUAUAUUGUCAUUUUUGCAGGUUUAAAAUAUUUUCUGAAAAUGAAAUAUUCGUGCCGGUUAAAGAAUCCACUGUUGGAAUAUUGUCUUUAAAUACUUUUAGUGUAGAAUUGAAAUUGAAUUCUUGCAAUUUCAAGAACUUGGGAGAAAUAAUGGCUAUCAAACCAUUAAAAAAUGAAAAAUUAGUUUUAGUUGCUUAUGAAGCAGGAGAGUUAAUCUUAUGGGAUGUUCGACAAAGUAAAGUAUUAAGUUCUUUAACAGUAGAGACAUGUCCAAUGGCUUUAGACUUUGAUACUACUUUAUCAAAGGGUGCUAUUGCUGGUCCUACUAAUAAUAUACAGAUAUUUAGUUUAUCAGUUGAUCAUUUACUGCAUAAUAAGAACAAAAUAACAAUGACAAAUCCUGGCACUUCUAUAAUUACAAUUAGACCUGAUGCUAAAAUUAUGGCAGUAGGAGGAUGGGACAGUCGAAUUAGACUAUAUUCUUGGAAAACUUUGAAACCAUUAGCUGUUUUAAAUCAACAUAAGGAUACUGUACAUGAUAUUAGUUAUUCUAUAGAAAGAAUAAAAGCAUAUGAUAAUAAAUUUAUAAUGGCUACAGCUGCGAAAGAUGGAUACAUAGCAUUAUGGGACAUUUACAAUUGAAUCUUAUCACAAAAUGAAAAACUAUUAUUGUCAUCUCAAAGAUUUAUUUCGUUUCUUUAUUGUGAAGCCCAAGAAAGACAGAGAUAGAAAACUCUCCGAACCGCUCGGUAUUGGACGGACUUGGAAAAAGUCAGGCGGUCUUGAGCCGAUACUUACGACAUACAAAUUAGAGUAACCCUACCCUUCGGCUCUUUUCGUCUCGAUCGAGAUCGUUCAACUUUAUUUAAGUCUGUCCGAGGUCGUAAUUUUCUAUACUCAUACACACUCAGUAAAUACAAAAUUUCUUUAAACGAUUUGGUUUGCUAGCUAUCGCGGCUAUUCCAUAGAACUGAUUGCGCGAAACAAUUCCCGGUGUUACCUAUGACUCGUACCAACGAUGACACAAUUAUUAAUAAGUAGCCGAAAUAAGAAAAACACACAGCUUUUAUAUUUUUUACUUUUUUGUUAUGAGAUAGUUUCAGUUGGAUUGUCGAAAAUCUUAUGAACAAAAUGAUACCUAUAAUGACUAUAUUUAAAUUAAUUUCUAUUUUCCAAUCAGCGGCAUUUCGGGUGGACGUGAAAGUGGUAUUUGAAAACAAUGGCUGACUACAAUACAGGAGAAG
Messenger RNA from Bombus huntii, 1884 nucleotides. RefSeq names its product guanine nucleotide-binding protein subunit beta-like protein 1. The transcript is spliced from 5 exons. Gene Ontology annotation, molecular function: protein binding. Lineage: Eukaryota; Metazoa; Arthropoda; Insecta; Hymenoptera; Apidae. The record is from RefSeq and is a predicted model, not a curated record. Bases 341 to 1282 code for a protein of 313 amino acids.